Messenger RNA from Dunckerocampus dactyliophorus (ringed pipefish), 9684 nucleotides. Its product is annotated as aryl hydrocarbon receptor-like. The transcript has 12 exons. The record is from RefSeq and is a predicted model, not a curated record. Gene Ontology annotation, molecular function: nuclear receptor activity; transcription cis-regulatory region binding; protein dimerization activity. Gene Ontology annotation, biological process: regulation of transcription by RNA polymerase II. Gene Ontology annotation, cellular component: aryl hydrocarbon receptor complex; nucleus. Lineage: Eukaryota; Metazoa; Chordata; Actinopteri; Syngnathiformes; Syngnathidae. The coding region runs from base 224 to 2920 and encodes 898 amino acids.
GAGAAAAGGUGGAUGGAGGCGGCGAACUGAACUUGGACGUGGCUUUUGUGAAGUUUAAAGUCCGCUGAGAUUGAGACGCCAUGGAAGAGGGGUCUAUUGAAUGGAAGUGAUUGAGCAUACUGUAUAUGCGGGACAGCUAGCCGAUAACGUGCUUGUGGUCCCGGCUCCUUCUGGUUUCGACUGGAUGGAUGACCCGCUCGACUGGGAAUAAACGGAAACCAACAUGUACGCUGGACGCAAGAGAAGAAAACCGGUCCCGAAAGGAGCCAAAGUGAGUCCGGCUGAAGGGGCGAAGUCCAAUCCAUCCAAACGUCACCGUGAUCGUCUGAACUUGGAGCUGGACAGACUGGCCAGGUUGCUUCCCUUCCCUGAGGAUGUCAUCUCCAGCCUGGACAAACUGUCCAUCCUGAGGCUCAGUGUCAGCUACCUCCGCACCAAGAGCUUCUUCUCAGCUCCUUCUACAGUGGCAUUAAAAAGAUGUCCAUCCAACGGUGUGAGUAAGAGUCCUGACCGCCAUGACGAUAAGGUGCCGGAACAGACAACAUGCUGCAUGCCUGAGGGGGAACUCCUGCUUCAGGCUUUGAGUGGCUUUGUCCUGGUGAUCACAUCUGAGGGAAUAAUCUUUUACUGCUCUCAAACCAUCCAGGAUUACCUCGGUUUCCAUCAGACGGAUGUGAUGCAUCAGAGUGUGUUUGAGCUGAUCCACACAGAAGACCAGCAAGAGUUCAGAAGGAACCUGCACUGGUCGCUCAACCCUCCCAGCGCUGAAUCCCCUUUAGAUGCUGUAGCAGCUGAUGGCGAGCCAACUUCCUCCUUCUUGGUGAGCUACAACCCUGACGAGCUUCCACCCGGAAACUCAUCCUUCUUGGAGAGAAGCUUUGUCUGCCGCUUCCGCUGCCUACUGGACAAUUCCACCGGCUUCAUGGCAUUGAGCAUUCAGGGUCGGCUGAAAUUUCUUCAUGGACAGAGCCACCUGCAGUACGGCAAUGAGCGCACCCCACUUCAGCUGGCUCUGUUCGCCAUUGCUACUCCCCUGCAGCCCCCCGCCAUCUUGGAAAUCCGAACAAAGAACAUGAUCUUCCGGACCAAGCACAAGCUUGACUUCACUCCCAUGGCCUGUGACGCAAAGGGGAAAAUUGUGCUUGGUUACACUGAGGCAGAGCUGCGUGUUCGAGGUUCGGGUUACCAGUUCAUCCAUGCUGCUGACAUGCUGUACUGUGCUGAAAAUCACGUCAGAAUGAUAAAGACUGGAGAGAGCGGCCUCACCGUAUUCCGGUUACUCACCAAGGACAACAGGUGGAAGUGGGUCCAAGCCAACGCCCGCCUUGUCUACAAGAAUGGCAAACCGGACUACAUCAUCGCUACACAGAGGCCCCUGGUUGAAGAGGAAGGAGGAGAACAUCUGAGGAAACGCUCCAUGCACCUUCCUUUCACCUUUGCUACAGGAGAGGCGCUUCUUUACCAGAUCGGUUACCCACUCUAUGGCUUUCCAGAGCCUGUCCAGGGCAAAGCCAAAGCCUGCAAGUCCAAAAAGGGGAAAAUGGACAAGACGUGCUCAGAGGAUCUACACCCAAAGUCCUUGCUGGAAGUGAUGAUGAGCCAAGAUGAGUCUGUUUACUGCCAGCCUGAUUUGGAGGCUCACAAGUCCUACCAAUGCAGUACUUUCAAUGAACAGCAAAGUGAGACUGCUGAAUGUGGUGGCAUCUUGCAGAUGCUUGCUAAUGGAGAGACGGUGAAAUCCAAUGGCAAAACAUCCACGUGUGAGCCACUGCUAGCAACCCUAGACUCUCUGUCUCUAGAUGGAGAGGAGACCUGCUCCAACAGUGAACUCUUUAGUGCUUUGGAGAACCUGGGCCUGAAUGCUGAAGACUUGGAACUUUUGCUAUUGGAUGAGAGAAGUAUCCAGGUUGAGGUGGAUCCCAGCCAUGUCUCGCCAGUCAACAAUGAAAUCCUUUCCUACAUUCAUGCCUCAAUGGAGAUGGAGAAUGGUGAACACAGCAAUAUAGGUCGAUUUGGCGCAUCGACCCUUCCACCAAAUGCCUCCCAAAGUGCUACACAAGAGGUGCAGGCACACUUUGUGCCAGCUACCCCUGCUACUCCGUCUAUCUGCGGACAGAGCGUCAUAACGCGGCCCCAGCAUAUGCAGCAGCUGCCAGGUGAGGGCGGGCUUCAGUUUCCAUCUGGAAGUGUAGAUGUCCCCGUCCUCUCUGGGAUUCCAGACAGCCACUGGGUGGUCCUGCCUGAGAAAGCCCAUCAUCAUGACAACAAUGUCAACCAUUCUCUUGUCAGGACAUUACCGUUAAACGGGGAGCGCAAAGACAUGAUCUCACCUCUGGAGUCAAGUCAGCAGUUGCAGCUAGAGCAGCACCCAGCCCACCAGCAGCCAUGUCCACAGGGAAACAACCGGUCUUUGCUACAUGCCGUCCAGACCCAGGACAGAACCUUUAGCCCCAAUAAACACACUUUCCUUUUGCCUGAUGCGCUUGUUGACGCUGCAGAUUGCACCCUCUCCAACGUAUCACUUGCAAGCAGAUCAGCAUUGAAUGGCACCAGCGUUUGUCACUACCAGAGCUUAGUGGACUUUGUGCAGCCAUACACACUGCAGGGCCAGGACCUACACAGGCAACAAAGUCCUGCUUUGCCCCCAGACUUGUCCCAGGGUUCCCCACAGAGCUCUGCGCUGGAGAUGGAGCAGUUGGUGGCGCUGGCACAACCUUCAGUCGAGGCCUAUAGUCUGUUUAGCGCCACCACACAGGAUACUCGCAGCCAGAUGGAGAAUGGUUGCCUCCUCAGUGUUGCCAACGCCACGUACAUUAGAACCUGUCUCAUGUCCAACGGUAACAGAGAGGUGGCGGGCGACGUAACAGUCUCACGCCCUGAUGGACUCGUGGACACCCAGAAGUCAGGAUUUAUCCUCUAACAAGGAGGUAUGACAAAUUUGAAAGAUUUUACACAAAGCAUUUUCCAUGUCACUCAUUAACUUGUUUAUUUUUUUAUAUUUAUUUAAUAGGCUGUGUCUCAAUUUGUGCACUUCUGUACUUACUCUUAUAGUCGCUGUUUGGGCUAUGUAGCGGAAAGGGAGGGGCUAACUCAAGUGAUUGCAAUUCAGCAUUAAAAAGGAGUGAAGAAGAAGCGGAUAAGUGCGCAAAGACAGUACAGCAGAACCUUGGUUUGCAUCAUUAAUUCAUUCCAGAAGGUCCAACUCCCACUGAAUCGGACGCUAACCAAAUCAAUUUUUCCCAGAAUAAAUGUAAAUCCAAUUAAUCUGUUCCAGAAAGCCAAAAAUGUUAACACAAUCAUGUGUUUGUCGUUUUAAAGUUAUAGUUUUACAUGCAGAAGCCAAUUCAAAAUGCAUAUAAAUACCGAUAAAUGAUGAAUGGAAGGGAUGAAUGAACAUUUAAGGUUACUUUUACCUUCACUGAAGACGUGAUUGUUGACGUGCCUGAAAACAAGAAGGUGGUGGUGGUUGAUCUCACUGCUACAUCGGAAACAGUCAUGUAUUAAUAACAUGACAAGGCGAGCGCCAUAUUGUAUGAUAACCGGAGCAGAAUCUAAUCUAAUACUUACAACUGUCAUUUUUGUUGCAAAUGUUAAUCUGAAAUCGGAGAAGCCAGAAGCCAGCUAGCAGUAGGAUUUGGAGGGGAAGCAAGCCAUGUGUCAAAAAUAGACAUUAUUAUCGGAGUCUCAAUUAUUCGCUGAUUUUUGCCAUUCGCUGUCCCGGAUGUGUCUCAUAUGCACAGGGGACACAUACCUACUGAAGUGCACUGUAUUCGAUGGUGUCUCAAUUUGUGCACUUCCGUACUUAUAUUUAGUCUUCUGAGUGUAUAAGUGUGUUGACACUGUCGCAGUGGUGCUUAGUUGCGAAGAGAAGAGGUGGGUAAAUAUCGCGAUCGUCAUUUCUGGUAAGUUCACAAUGAGAGUCAUCGAUUUGGGACUGCAUUAUGCUGUGGAAAUUUGUGCCCUCAGCAUGUUUGCUGAUAUUCUUCGAGUCACAUUUGCUGAUAUUCUUUUGGCGUGGUUGCAUAAUAAAGCAAACAGAGCUCUGGUAACGGAAUUGGAUUGGAUUGGAAGUGGAAAAAAAAAUGUGGCCCGGCGCAUUCCUACAGAUUUGGCUUUUAACAUGACUCAAAAAAAAAAAAAAAUGAAAGGUUCCACUUCCAAGUACUUUGUGCCCACAAUAUACAUAUUGAAGUGUACUGACGGAAGUGUUCGAUUGGAGACACAGCCUUGUCAUGUGUUUAUGUGACUCACCUAUUACUGCUGGAAUGGAACCAACACUCGUCCUGUAAAUACAGUCGUCCCUCGCCCCUUUGCGGUUUCAAUUUCGCGGCUUCACUCUAUCACAGUUUUCAACAUAAAUUAAUGAAUAAAUUACUAUUUUUUUGUUGAUCACGGCCUAUGAUUAGUCAAAACAAAGCAUCUUCAAGCAUAAAAAUGGCUGAACGAAGUCAAAUUCAAAUAUAAGCCAUUCAGAAGAUGCAUUCAAAGAUGCGAUACGUAGUAUUCUACACCGCUCACUAGGUGUCAGGAUUGUUCCAUUGAUGAAAUGAUAGCCACCACAGGAAGUACGUACGCUGUCAAGAAAAAAAGGAACCCUCUCAGUGCUAAUGUGUAAGUCCAUACUAUGUCUUAUUUAUGUGUAAUAUGUCUUAUUUUCUGUUAUUAUAUCUACUAUAUUGGGUAAUAUCAGUGUAAAGGUGACUAUAGGGGUGUUAUUUCAUAUGUAGAGUACUCUAAUAAUGUUAAAAACCAUAUUUAGAAGGUUGUAAACAGGUUUUUCUAUAACUAUGACAAUAUUCAAUUUAUAAAUAUGGAAUCCUACUUCGUGGAUAUUCACUUAUCAAGUCAGGUGUGGAACCCUACUACUACUACUACUACUACUACUACUUUUUCUUGGAGAAAAGAUCAUUUCUUCAAGGAUAUCACACAAUUUAUGUCCAACUGUUUCAACCUGCAGUGAAUGGAAUAAUAUACUUCACCGUAUUUCCACAUAUAUUGUAUCAAUUGGUAGAUUAUAGUAGAUUAGAGACAUCUUGUCACGUUUCUGCAGUGGCCUCCCUAUUUUGUACUUUUGUUCUGGUGCCUGCCUCCUCCUGGCCUGUUUUUCUUUUUUCUUGCAGUUCUUUAAGCGGGCUGGAGGCGGGAAGACUGGGCACACCUGAGGCUGAUUGCUCUUCUCCCCACUUACGCUGACUGCUCGCAGCAGGGCUUUGCUGGCUCUUUGUUCCGACUCCAUCUUGUCGUCCACACAUGGAUUCCUGCUCAGCUACUCGGAUUUUUAAAUUCUAUUUUUUUAUAUCAGGGUAGGUUAGCCCAGCUGCUUCCCAGCCAUCCAGCCAGCUCUACAGCUAGUUUAGACUGCUUCGUGGUGUUGUUCUCUGUUUGUUUUUCUGCCAACACCAUCGCCUUCUUUUUGUGGACUAAUUAUUUUGCACGCAACCUUAUUAAAAGACUUGAACUGCUCCAGGAGCUUUCUGACUCUGCAUCUGGGGUCCAAACCUUAACAAGAUCGUCACACGUCUAUGAUGAAGUAAGAUGCUUUGUUUUAAACCCACAGUAUAUAUGUUUUAUAUUAAUUUGAUCUAUUACACACACACACACACACACACACACAAAUAUAUAUAUAUAUAUAUAUAUAUAUAUAUAUAUAUAUAUAUAUAUAUAUAUAUAUAUAUAUAUACACAGUGUAUAUACUGUAUAUAUAGCUAGCUAGCUAGCUAGUGGUAUAUAGGGAAUGUGAAAUAUAGUAGUAGUAUAUAGGGCUGUCAAAAAUAACUCGUUAAAGGCAGCAACUAAUUUAUUUAAUUAAUUACGUUACAUUUUUUUGUGUAAUUAAGCAUUCGCACCAGAACAAGCGUGCCUGACGACAGAUGGAAUCACGGUGGAGCGUCCCCCCACAAAGUCACACACAGCCUGUCGCUGUUUUAUAACUUGAUUUUGACCUGAACACAUCAACAGCAGUACAAUUCCAACCCCAUAUUCUGUAUGUGUCUCUAACUCACACGCUAAACUUUUUCAUUUGUCAUUGAAAGAACGCGAGAUGCAUUCAGGGACACUCCGAAAAUCACAAAAACGGCUUUAUAAUGCGUGUGUGUGUGUGUGUAAAUAAACAAAGAUAAAGACAAACAUGAAGUGGGUAUUGUUGUGAUUCACUUUUUUAACUCUUAACUCGGAUGUACAAUUUUCAACAUUUAAGUAUGCUGGAAAAUGCACUGAAUGUAAAUUUACAUGAAAUUACGUUAUGUCUUUGAACGCAACCCAUCAUUGCUCAUAACACGGUUUAUGUGUUCAUAACACAAGUGUGAUUCAACUGUUCUCGUGACUCAUGUUAGACAAAUAGAUUUUAGACUUGUGUGGUAUCUUUUAGCUUGAUUCAGUUCAUUUGGAGCUGUUCAUACAAUAUUUAUAAUCCUGUCUUCUCAUUUAUCUUUUUGUUCAUCAAAUAAAGUAAAAAUGGGCAUAUUUCAGACAUAGUUGCUAAUGGUGAUUAAUUAUGAUUAAUCAAUUUUAAAACUGAUUAAUUUAAUUUUUUUAUCUUUUGACAGCCCUUAUGUGUGUGUGUGUGCAUAUAUGUAUAUGUAUGUGUAUAUAUGUGUAUACUGUACUGUACAUAUAUAUAUAUAUAUAUAUAUAUAUAUAUAUAUAUGUAUAUGUAUAUGUAUAUACACACAUACACACACCUGUACGUACAUGUGUGUGUGCCAAUUUUCAAGCAUAAAAAUGAAGUAAAAUAGAAAUAUAGGGCAUCCAGAAGACACAUUCAAAGACUUGAUGUGUAGUAGUAGUAGUAGUAGUAGUAGUAGUAUUCUACACUGGUCAUUAGGUGUCAGUAAUAUUACAUUGAUGAGACAAUUGCGACCGCAUGAACAACUGUACAGAAAUCGGAAGUUUAAAAAAAAAAAAGGAACAAGGAAGUCUCCCAAUUCUAACGUGCGAGUCUAUAUUAUGUCUUAUUUAUGACUUAUAUGUCUUAUUUUCUCUUAUGAGGCUACUAUCCUGGGUAAUACGAGUAUUAAGGGGACUAUAGGGGUGUUAUUUCAUGUCUAGAGGGCUCUAAUAAUGUUAAAAACCAGGUUUCUGUGCUCUAUAUAAAUAUUCCAUUUCUAAAUAAGAAAUUCACUUGUCACAGUUGCAUCUGCAACCAAUUAACCGCAAAAAACGAGGGAUUACUGUAUAUGUGUGUGUGUGUGUGUAUAUGUAUGUCACGUGAAAUUGGAAUGUAAAACAGAAUGUAACACUGUUACAGUCUGUUACAGAGAAAAUAGAUGUUGAACAUGGUCAGCAGCGGCGUAAAGUACAUUUCUGCUUCAUUCCAAGUGGAAAGUACACCAAGAAUUUGUAUUAGUGGUGAGCAUUCACCUGUCUGCAUUCUGUAUGUACAGACCGAGCCAGCUCGGCACCAAAUCAGUGCUUUACAUGGCGUGUUCACAUCGACAGCAUUUCUUUGCCCUUCCGCUGCCAUGGAGACAAACACUAAGCAGCAUCUGGAUGUUUAUUGUUGUGCCUCUUGAGGAUCGCCGCCAUGUUUUGCACAUGUACGUUCCCAACACAAUCAGAGCAGGUCUGAUAUGUCAGACACAAGAAAAGCAUUUUAGUUUCCCGACUGGAGACGCUACUGCCUUGUUUGCUGCUGGCUUACACAUGUACAGAAGAACAUGAUGCCCCCAGAGUUCUUGCUCUUGAGGACGGGAUUCCCCUGCAGGACGAAGAAACAUUCCGGCAAGGGGAAUUUUCCACUGUUUCCCGUUUCUUUACUGUUGCUUGUGAAAAUCUGCAUACACUGACGUUAUUGUGAUUCUGAUAUUCCUGCAUUUACAUGCCACAGCAUUUAGCACUGAUUCCAAACUGUCAGCGCACGAGUGGCUCGGAAUGUCACCACUUGCAUUUACAUGUUUUGCUUCCCGGUUUUUGUCAUCUUUUGACUUUUCUUACUUGACAUGUAAUAGUGUAUGAAAAAUCACUUCACAAGGCGCUUCAAAGAAUAGUUGUGUGCAUGUAAACGUGUGUUGUUGUUGUUGUUUUACCAGCGCUUCUCUGAAAAGAAAUAAAUCACCCUGCACUCACGUCUCAGGGUAACCACGGAGUCCCUAAUUUGAAUUUCAAGGCCUCAUAAAAUCUCAUAAAAUUUCUUAAAUGCGAUUUUGAAAGGUCUUAAACUUCAAUCUUGCUUUUUGUUGAUGCCUGGUUAGAAUUUAUCCAGCACAGUUAGUGUGCUGUGUGCUUUUCUGCACUUGUUUUUUUUUCCCCAGUAAGGAUGUGAAAUCGUUAAAUUGUAUUCAUUAUGGUCUUUUAAAAAAGUCUUUAAAAUUCUUCAGUUUGACUUGUCGUAAACUUCGUAGACCCAAACACUGCAUUUUGUGAUUCCAUACUGUAUAUGUAUUGUUUAUUACCUUGGUAACAAUUCAUUGCUGUAAUUGUGAGCUGAGAUACGCCAUCGUUCAACUGAUAAACACUUUGGAAAACCUAAGGCUGUGUGUCAAUUCGUCCGUGCUUACACGUAGUCUUUUGAGUGCGUUCACUCAAAGUAAUACGGCAAAAUGCAGUAGGAUUUCUGGUAAGUGCACAACAACGGUUGUCAGCUUGGAACAGCACUACACUGUCAAAAUUCACAUCAUUCAAACAGAAUAGAUAUUUAAGUGCACACUGACAGAAGUGUUCCAUCUGUCACACAGCCUAUGUCUCAAUUCACUAAGAACGACACUCAAAGCUUGGUUUUCAACCUCCAGUUUUCAUGAUUUGUUUUUUGAUGAAAAUUUUCCCUGGCACAAUUUUCCCUGGCACCAUAUUGCGAGUAACAAACUAGUCCGUUCGCCCUGUACUGUAUCAUUCCUGGGAAUUGAGUGGUUGCAAUUCACCAUUAAAAAGGAGAGAAGAAACGGAUAAAUAUUGUAGUAAAUGAUACGUGCGCAGGACUGGACACUUAAACACCCCGAUAGUCGCCAUCUUGGCUUCAUGGUGGAAGCGGAGGGACUUAAGCAGCGUUUACACUCGCACGCAUUUUGCCUCCGCAUUGUCGUGCAAUUUGCUACGUGUCAUUCAUUUAUGACACGUCUGAAAAGCGUGAAGACUAGUUUGCGCACUGUUUGCGUUCCGCUUACGCAAAAAUUACGCACUUGACACCGAAUUCUUGACCGAAAAUGAUGCGCAUUUGCACGAAACCACGCUCCCGCACACAUCUUGUCAAGUAGUGUUUACGUCUAGUGCACGGCAAUAGUACACGUGACGUGCAUUGUUCCCGCAUGGCUAUGCAUUGUCAUCACCACUUCCUGCAGCCGUGGCAUUAUUUGGUCCCACUGUGUCUCCCACGUGAUGCCAUGCAACAGCAGGCAUUAGUUCCUCAUUAGUUCUUCAUUAGUUCCUCAGUAACUACUCCACUCAUUAGUUCCUCAUUAGUUCUUCAUUAGUUCCUCAGUAACUACUCCACUCAUUAGUUCCUCAUUAGUUCAUUAGUUCCUCAGUAACUACUCCACUCAUUAGUUCCUCAGUAACUACUCCACUCAUUAGUUCCUAAUUAGUUCAUUAGUUCCUCAGUAACUACUCCACUCAUUAGUUCCUCAGUAACUACUCCACUCAUUAGUUCCUCAUUAGUUCUUCAUUAGUUCCUCAGUAACUACUCCACUCAUUAGUUCCUCAUUAGUUCUUCAUUAGUUCCUCAGUAACUACUCCACUCAUUAGUUCCUCAUU